Molecule: messenger RNA, 1131 nt
Organism: Sphenostylis stenocarpa
Lineage: Eukaryota; Viridiplantae; Streptophyta; Magnoliopsida; Fabales; Fabaceae
Source: the annotation of a GenBank genome assembly
AUGAGUGGACGGUCAAGUCGCACAAUUUAUGUUGGCAAUCUUCCUGGUGACAUUCGCUUGAGAGAAGUUGAGGAUCUUUUUUACAAGUAUGGUCCUAUUGUUGACAUUGAUUUGAAGAUCCCUCCAAGACCACCAGGCUAUGCAUUUGUAGAGUUUGAGGAUGCUCUUGAUGCUGAAGAUGCAAUUAAAUAUCGAGAUGGUUACAAUUUUGACGGUUUUCGGCUGCGAGUUGAACUUGCACAUGGUGGACGGGGAUAUUCAUCAUCAGUAGACCGAUACAGUAACUACAGUGGUAGCAGUGGUAGUCGCGGAGUUUCCAGGCGUUCUGACUACCGUGUUCUGGUCACUGGAUUACCUCCCUCUGCUUCAUGGCAAGAUCUAAAAGAUCACAUGCGUAGAGCUGGUGACGUGUGUUUUUCACAAGUCUUCCGUGAGCACGGUGGCAUGACUGGGAUAGUUGAUUAUACCAAUUAUGAUGAUAUGAAAUAUGCUAUCAGGAAACUUGAUGACUCCGAAUUCCACAAUGCCUUUUCUCGAGCAUACAUACGAGUGAGAGAAUAUGAUCGAGGUUAUUCUAGAAGUCAUAGUUAUGUUUCAAGGAGGAGCUAUUCUAGAAGCAUCAGCCGAAGUCCAUAUAUCUCACGAAGCCGAAGCCACAGCCGCAGCCAUAGCUAUACUGACACGAGCAGAAGUUUGUCUCCAAAAGCAAAACACUCUCGGCGUUCAAUAUCUCUCUCAAGGUUUAUCUUGGAGUAUGUUUCUAUCAGCUCUCCAAGACUUAUCAGCAAAACUCGUCGUAUGUGGAAAGGUGGAGGGGACAAUGUUGAAAUGAGGCCUUUUGCGGCGAUCUGGGAACUGCAUGUUAGGAUCUUGAUGGCAUGUGGUGCUCAAAGCCAACCUUUUUGGUUUGAGGAAUUCUUAUUGUCCUAUAUUGGGUUGGAUGUAUCCCUUGUAAUCGGUUCAAGAUAUCAUGCGUUGCUGACCAUAGAAUUCUUAACACAUCGCAUUCAAGAUCUAGAUCUUCAAAUUCAUCUCCCCGACCUCAUCAGAGCCGCAGUCCUAGGCAAAUUCCGAGGAACACAUCAUAAACUGAUUUGGCUCGAGGGAAAUCUGACCGGGCUAGACUGUUGA